CAUCGUCAUCACAGUUCUCUAUUUUCUUUGUUUUGCGUGGGUGGCCGAACUUACCGUGUAGCACGUUGCACGCCUGUCACAUGUGUGGUGCGUUUCAUCUCCUAACAAGCAAGAUCUAGUGUCACUCUGAUAGCGUGUUUUCUGCGCAUUGGUGGUCAUGUACGCUUUUGUAAAGUAUGCCGAUGGCGCCGCGGCGAUAGUGCCAAUAUCACUAAUCAAGCGUUUUCACCCGAGCGACGCGAAAGACUUCAGUGCAACUGAUGUUAAACAGGUCUUUUGGGCCGACAAAGACGGUUCAGCAGCGAACUACUACCCGGGCACCGUGCAGUAUCUUGCUGGUUCGCUGGAUGACCUGUAUGAACAGCUAGUCACUGCAAGGAAAGCAAUUCCAAGGGUUUUCAAGGACAGUGACCUAGAUGCCAUGGUCUCCUCAGCACCUCCCCCGAAAAAAACAUGCCAGGACAUUGCCAAGGCUGCUUUUAAACGAACAAAAACACAGGAUACUGAACAGGGAAAAAAGAAUAUGGUUAAGGAAGUGCUGCGAUUGCAGCAUUCAAAGGUUAUGAAGAAGAAGUCCAGGACGAGGCUACCGAGCUCUGAAUCGGAUAUAUCAGAUGAUGACGGUGCAGUUGUACCAGAACAGUAUCUGCUUGAUGCACAAGAAAAGAUUCGUGUCCUCAAGGGGGAAAUAAAGAGCCUCCGAAAGCAGCUUGAGGAGGAAAGGGCGCUGUGCCAUGAAGUGCAGCGGUCUCUGCUAGCGGAACUGGCGAGACCGAAGAGGGUCGAUGUGCUGGACCAGGAACCAUUCCUACGGGCUCAGGUCCCGAUCCAGCGAGCUCAGGCCUCACUUCAACGAUCUCAGUGCCGGCCUCCACAAGCUCAGGACACACCUCUGCAACCUGAAGCCCCACUUACACCUGUGUGUCUUUCUUCGAUGCAGCACCCAGUACUGCAUUCACCACAAGAAAAGGCCACCCCAGAAAAGUCAAUGGAGCAUCCCAAUGAGCCUGUCGCAGAAGAGCAACCAAGCUCAUGCACAGAGGACAAAACAGCAAAGCCUGGCACAACCAAUCAAGCACAGCUGCCUCCAGGAGACCAGGAGGAAAUUGCUGCUGUGUUGAACAUGACGCCUCCUCCGGAGAUGGCACCGGAUUCCUCCCCGCCCUAG
Ornithodoros turicata is the source of this 1168-nucleotide messenger RNA. RefSeq lists its product as uncharacterized. The coding region runs from base 158 to 1168 and encodes 336 amino acids. The transcript is spliced from 7 exons. The record is from RefSeq and is a predicted model, not a curated record. Gene Ontology annotation, biological process: negative regulation of DNA-templated transcription. Gene Ontology annotation, molecular function: DNA binding. Lineage: Eukaryota; Metazoa; Arthropoda; Arachnida; Ixodida; Argasidae.